UCUUUGCAUCUCUCUAAUCUCAUCUUCUCCAAAGAGCUUGCGUUGGGGAGCAAUGGCGGGCAGAGGCAAGACUCUCAACUCCGGCAAGAAGGCGGUGUCUCGGAGCAGCAAGGCCGGUCUCCAGUUCCCCGUCGGCCGUAUCGCUAGGUUCCUGAAAGCCGGCAAGUACUCGCAGCGCGUUGGCGCUGGUGCUCCCGUCUAUCUUGCCGCUGUUCUUGAAUACCUCGCUGCUGAGGUUUUGGAGUUGGCCGGAAAUGCGGCGAGGGACAACAAGAAGACGAGGAUCGUACCGAGGCAUAUCCAGUUGGCGGUAAGGAACGAUGAUGAACUGACGAAGUUGUUGGGAUCUGUGACGAUCGCUAAUGGUGGAGUGAUGCCGAACAUCCACAACUCGCUGCUGCCGAAGAAGGCUGGGGUGAAGGCUUCUGCAGUGGCUGAGGAUGAAAGCUGAGGAUUUUUAGGUGCUGGCGUGCUCUCUCUGAUCUUAUGUCUUCCUGGGGUUAGGGUUAGGAUUAAGAUUAGGGUUUGUUGAUACUGUGAAUAUGGUUUGAAUUUAAACUUUUUGGGAUUUGAUAUGCUCUUCUGAUUAUCUUUUUAGUGUUUUAUAGAGACUUUUUGAAACUAAUGAAAUUUGUUUUGUUUUUGGUGCU
Molecule: messenger RNA, 650 nt
Organism: Dioscorea cayenensis subsp. rotundata (Guinea yam)
Lineage: Eukaryota; Viridiplantae; Streptophyta; Magnoliopsida; Dioscoreales; Dioscoreaceae
Product: histone H2A.6-like
Exons: 2
Coding region: 53-451 (132 amino acids)
Cellular component (GO): nucleosome
Molecular function (GO): structural constituent of chromatin; protein heterodimerization activity; DNA binding
Source: RefSeq, a predicted model, not a curated record